Balaenoptera musculus (blue whale) is the source of this 773-nucleotide messenger RNA. RefSeq names its product small integral membrane protein 24-like. Lineage: Eukaryota; Metazoa; Chordata; Mammalia; Artiodactyla; Balaenopteridae. Bases 153 to 560 code for a protein of 135 amino acids. The transcript has 4 exons. The record is from RefSeq and is a predicted model, not a curated record.
CCAACCAGGUGGGGCAAAGGGAGGGGCCCUCUGGUCUGGGCCUGCCCCGCCCCCAGACCUGCCUGCCCCCUUAUCAGGGGCUGGGCAGGGUCUCCCCUGACUCUGACCGGACUGUGCACUCCCGUACCUGGAACUGCUGGAUCCUCCGUGCCAUGGGGACCCUGGAGACCCUUCUCCUGCUCAGUGCCCUGCUCCUGUCGCCGGCUGAGGCCCAGCAGGCCUCAGAGCGUCAACUGAAGCCAUGGCUGGUGGGCCUGGCUUCUGUCGUGGGGUUCCUGUUCAUCAUCUUCAUCCUCAUGCUGGCCAACCGUAUCUGGUGCUCCAAAGAGAGAGCUGAGGAUGAAGAGGAGUCCGCAUUAAGACAAGAAGGGGAAGAAGAGAAGGAGAAAAAGGCCGAGAAGGAAGGAGAGAGAAAACUUGGGGUCUGGAGCUGGAGGAGAAAGAGGAGCGCAGGACCAGGAGGAAAGUCAAGAAACAUGGCGCAUGUGAAGCCUCCUCAGCCGCUGCCUCCAGGCAGCCCCCAGAGGUGCCCCUUUCACACCCUAGAAAGCAUGACCUGAACCUAAGCCCACUGCAGUGACUCCAUCUGGGUUUGGAGAGUACAGCGUCCUAAUGAAGAGGCUUGGGACCACCCACACCUCCCCCUCAGGAGGGAUCUUUGGUGCGUUAUGUGGUCUAUAUUUGUUAUGAUUUGUAACCACUUGCAUUUGGAGAGCAUUCCUGGUUACUGAGAAAACCCUAAUCCCUGCAAUUUCAUGGCCCCUCCUGCUUCU